AGACCGUCGUCAUCGGCUCCUCCUAUAUAAACAACGUAUUUCACCCAAGCAAGGGUUCCCUCUUGUGCUCUCCAUUCAUUUCCGUUCACAAAACCCUAGGAGCUCCCGAAGAGGCCGGCAUGGGGAGAAGACCUGCAAGGUGCUACCGGCAGAUCAAGAACAAGCCAUAUCCGAAAUCGCGGUAUUGCCGUGGUGUCCCCGACCCAAAGAUUAGGAUUUAUGAUGUUGGUAUGAAGAAGAAAGGAGUGGAUGAGUUCCCAUUCUGUGUCCACUUAGUGAGUUGGGAGAAGGAGAAUGUAUCAAGUGAGGCUCUCGAGGCUGCUCGUAUUGCAUGUAAUAAGUACAUGACAAAGUUUGCUGGGAAAGAUGCGUUCCAUUUGAGAGUCAGGGUCCAUCCUUUCCAUGUUCUGCGGAUUAACAAGAUGCUUUCAUGUGCUGGAGCUGAUAGGCUCCAGACUGGAAUGAGGGGUGCUUUUGGUAAACCACAAGGGACUUGUGCAAGAGUGAGCAUUGGUCAGGUCCUCCUAUCUGUCCGCUGUAAGGAUAACAACAGCACUCAUGCACAGGAGGCCCUCCGUCGUGCCAAGUUCAAGUUCCCUGGUCGCCAAAAGAUCAUUGUCAGCAGGAAAUGGGGAUUUACCAAGUACAGUCGUACUGAUUAUCUGAAGUGGAAAUCAGAGAACAGAAUUAUGCCAGACGGUGUCAAUGCCAAGCUUCUUGGUUGUCAUGGACCUUUGGCGAGACGCCAACCUGGGAGAGCAUUCUUGUCAUUGACUGCUUGAAGUAUAUUGCCUCUGAUUCAAGUUUUGCGGGGACAUCUAAGUU
Messenger RNA from Telopea speciosissima, 825 nucleotides. Its product is annotated as 60S ribosomal protein L10. Gene Ontology annotation, biological process: ribosomal large subunit assembly; translation. Gene Ontology annotation, molecular function: structural constituent of ribosome. Lineage: Eukaryota; Viridiplantae; Streptophyta; Magnoliopsida; Proteales; Proteaceae. The record is from RefSeq and is a predicted model, not a curated record. The coding region runs from base 120 to 782 and encodes 220 amino acids. Gene Ontology annotation, cellular component: ribosome; cytosolic large ribosomal subunit. The transcript has 4 exons.